CUCGUUGGUAAAAACGAUAACAUUACUUCUGGCAAGUCAUGUUGUUUGUUGUAACCGCGUCCCGCGCGAAACAGCGCGUAACGCGUAACGUCUAAACAACGGACGUGUCUAAAGCGCUCUGCCGAGGAUGUAACUACGUGGGCCUCGCACAGGCCCGCGCGUUCGUUCGUUAUUUAGUCUGAUUUUAGUCGCUCUAGCGUACGACGAGCGCGUCGAAACAAGUUGGUCGCGUACGUAUUCCCUGCCGUCGCUCUCGCGUACGAUACCAUACCGUAAACAUGGACGAGCAGUUGACAGCAACGUAUCUUGGAUUGGACCUGAGCACGCAGCAGUUGAAAGCUGUGGUGGUUGAUGACAAUCUAGCCAUCCUUCACGAAACCAAUGUACAAUUCGACAACGAUCUGCCGGAAUUUAGAACUUACGGUGGAGUUAUACAGAAGAAAGAUGAGCCGCACGUUGUGGUGGUGCCUUCUUUAAUGUGGGUUAAGGCCUUAGACAUGAUACUCGAUAAGUUACGCGUCUGCGGUGUUGACUUUGGUAAAGUGUCAGCCAUUUCUGGAUGCGCGCAGCAACACGGCACGGUUUACUGGGGCAAAGGCAGUCAAAGUCGACUCCGACAUUUGGAUCCCGCGAAAUUUCUGUACGAACAGUUCGCUACGUCCUUCUCCGUGACUCACUCGCCCGUGUGGAUGGAUUCUAGUACGUCGAAAGAAUGUAGCGUUUUGGAGGAGAUCGUGGGUGGACCUCAUAAAUUAGCGGAAAUAACGGGUUCGCGGGCGUACGAGAGAUUCUCGGGACCGCAGAUAGCAAAAGUAGCGCGCACGAAACCGGAAGCCUACUGCAACACUGAGAGAAUUUCGUUGAUCAGUAGCUUUCUCGCUUCCCUGUUCCUGGGCGAUUACGCGCCAAUCGAUUGGUCGGACGGCUCGGGUAUGAAUCUGUUAAACAUUAGGACGAAGGACUGGGACGAUCUGUUAUUGGAGACUUGCGCAUCGGGACUGAGAGAAAAAUUGGAUAAACCUGUUUCCUCGUGCACCGAUAUCGGAUGUAUAUCGGCCUAUUUCGCGGAAAGAUUCGGUUUCAACGAGAAGUGUAGAAUAAUCGCGUUUACCGGAGACAAUCCAAGUUCCCUGGUCGGUAUGAGGCUAAAAGAAGGUGAUAUCGCUUGCAGCUUGGGUACGAGCGAUACUUUAAUCUUGUGGUUAAACGAGCCAAAAACCAUAACGGAUGGUCAUGUGCUGUGCAAUCCGGUGAACGAUCAGGCUUACAUGGCGUUACUCGGUUUCAAGAACGGUUCGUUAACGCGCGAAAGAAUACGUAACGAGGCUGCGCAGGGUAGCUGGCAGAUAUUCAACGAAUUAUUGGAAAGCACACCGCGGGGAAAUUUCGGAAACUUUGCUUUGUACUUCGACAUGCAAGAGAUCCUGCCGUUUGUCGUUGGCGAUUACAGAUACAACAAAGCUAACGACGAGAUCUCCCGUUACAGUUCGAAGGAAGUGGAAGUGAGAGCGCUCGUCGAAGGUCAAUUUGUCGCAAAGAGAGCGUACGCCGAAGACUUUGGAUUUGUCAUCGGAUCCGACACGCGGAUAAUCGCAACGGGAGGCGCAUCGAUAAAUAAAGCUAUACUACAAGUGCUCUCCGAUGUGUUUAACUCACCGGUGUAUGUUCUGGAAGCAGCUAAUUCGGCCAUGAUGGGUGCGGCGUAUCAUGCGAAACACGGUUUGUUACGGAAUAAUUGCAGUUUCGACGAAAUUACACGCUGCUUGCCAGAAUUAACUCUUGUAUGCCAACCUUACGACGAUGCCGAAUCCAUUUAUAAACCUAUGACGGUGCGUUAUCGCAGAAUUGUAAAUCAGAUAUUGAGGAAACAAAGUGAAAAGAAAUAUAUGUAAAAUAUUUGUAAAUAGUAACUAAAUAUUCUAAAGAAAGAGGCCUUUUUAUACAUUCCGUAUUUCAAAAGACUUAUGCUUUUAAAAGUACUGUAUAAAUAUAUAAAUACAAAUAUAUAUAUACAAAUAUAUAUACAU
Molecule: messenger RNA, 2027 nt
Organism: Pseudomyrmex gracilis
Lineage: Eukaryota; Metazoa; Arthropoda; Insecta; Hymenoptera; Formicidae
Product: xylulose kinase
Exons: 12
Coding region: 279-1892 (537 amino acids)
Biological process (GO): D-xylose metabolic process; xylulose metabolic process
Cellular component (GO): cytosol
Molecular function (GO): D-xylulokinase activity
Source: RefSeq, a predicted model, not a curated record